GCCGUUGCCAGUUCUCUUUUGGCUUCACUGCGCCGAAAAGGCGGAGGAGCCGAGCCUGGCCGUGCCAGGCAUAAAGAUGGCCGCCCUCAAGGCUAAACUGGUGGCAGCCAGUGCAAAGAAAUGACUACCCUCUAAGAUGUCCACCAUGGCAAACAGGAAAUGCCAAAGCACCACGGUGACCAUGCUGGAUCACCGGACAAGAGCCUGCCCUGCUUCUCCUCAUGGCCAAGCAGCUGAAAAGGCCAAAAGUACUUUGCCCGGGGAAGACUAUGUGGAGAAGGUGAUGGACGCGGUCUCAGUUGGUCCAGGUAGCUUUCCCCCAGUCGACCCCGAGCAUAUCGAUAACAGCGCAGAUGGGGACUCUAGUUCAGAUUAUGUCAACAACACUUCGGAGGAGGAGGAUUACGAUGAAGGACUUCCAGAGGAAGAGGAAGGAAUCACCUACUAUAUUCGAUAUUGUCCGGAGGAUGACAGUUACCUGGAAGGAAUGGACUGCAACGGGGAAGAAUACGUCCCUCAAGAAGAGCAUCACGUAGAGACAGACGAAUGCCACGAAGCUAUUGAGGAAGGAGAAUGGGUGGAGACCAAAAUCCAGCACCAGGACAAUGUGGCCGAAGCCGUGGGCUACCACGAAGGCUGCAUCCAGAUUUUGGAAAGCGAGGUGGCCUGUUUAGAAAUCCAGGAUCAAGAUGAGAGCAUCCAGUAUUGCCAUCCCGGCGAAGGGGGUUACUACUCCCCGGAAGCCAAUGGCAACUCCCGCCGGAUGUCCCCUUACCACAGCAGGAACGAAGAGGGGGAUCUGGAAGAGCAGGAAGAAGACAUCGACCAGAUCGUGGCGGAGAUCAAGAUGAGCAUGAGUAUGAACAGCAUCAACAGCGCAUCGGAAAUGAGCCCGGAGCAUGAUGGGACUGAAAACGUACCCAAUGACUAUGCAGAGACGUGUCCCAAGGGAGAGCCUGGACACGCGGCCAGUCGGCAUCUGGGGCGGCCCAAAUCCUUAAACAUCCCUCCAGCCUCCAAGCAACUUGGAGAUGCUCCAAGGGGCUUCAAAACCAAGUCCAAGACUCCAGAGGACAGGGAGACCUGGCCACAAGAACAGGUAUGUAAUGGCUUAGAACAACCCAGGAAGCAACAACGCUGUGAUCUCAAUGGGCCAAUCGACAACAAUAAUAUGCUGGAGACCAAGAAGGCACCGUCUUUCCCGAGCUUUGUCGAUGUUCCAGGUCCUUGCGAGCCUGAGGACCUCAUUGAUGGCAUCAUCUUCGCAGCCAAUUACUUGGGUUCGACCCAGUUGCUCUCCGAACGCAACCCUUCCAAAAACAUCCGGAUGAUGCAAGCCCAAGAAGCAGUGAGCCGUGUCAAGACUUCUGAAGGGGAUGUCCAUGCUUUGACAGAGGUGGACUUGUUCAUCUCCACCCAGAGGAUCAAAGUUCUUAAUGCAGACACCCAGGAAACCAUGAUGGACCACGCGCUGCGCACCAUCUCUUACAUUGCUGACAUCGGCAACAUCGUGGUCCUGAUGGCCCGCCGUCGAAUGCCUCGGUCAGCAUCCCAGGAUUGCAUCGAGACGACCCCCGGGGUGCAAGAAGGGAAGAAACAGUACAAGAUGAUCUGCCACGUUUUCGAAUCCGAGGAUGCCCAGCUGAUAGCUCAAUCGAUCGGACAAGCUUUCAGCGUGGCCUAUCAGGAAUUUCUCCGGGCCAAUGGCAUCAACCCCGAAGAUCUCAGUCAGAAAGAAUACAGCGACAUCAUCAACACCCAGGAAAUGUAUAACGAUGACUUGAUUCACUUCUCCAACUCGGAGAACUGCAAAGAGCUGCAGAUCGCCAAACACAAGGGGGAGAUCCUUGGUGUGGUGGUUGUGGAGUCUGGCUGGGGUUCCAUUUUGCCCACGGUCAUCCUGGCUAAUAUGAUGAACGGAGGGCCGGCAGCCCGUUCAGGAAAGCUCAGCAUCGGAGACCAGAUUAUGUCCAUUAAUGGGACCAGUUUAGUUGGACUCCCUUUAGCAACCUGCCAAGGAAUAAUUAAGGGUCUUAAGAAUCAGACGCAAGUGAAAUUGAACAUUGUCAGUUGCCCUCCGGUCACCACUGUCUUAAUCAAGCGCCCGGAUCUGAAAUACCAGCUGGGUUUCAGUGUACAGAACGGAAUUAUCUGCAGCUUGAUGCGAGGUGGGAUUGCAGAGAGAGGCGGGGUCCGGGUAGGGCAUCGCAUUAUUGAGAUCAAUGGUCAAAGUGUCGUCGCUACGGCUCAUGAGAAGAUUGUCCAAGCCUUGUCCAACUCCGUAGGAGAGAUUCACAUGAAGACGAUGCCUGCUGCCAUGUUCCGACUGCUGACCGGUCAAGAAACUCCACUCUACAUCUAAAAGGGAAGCUCGGCUCCUCCUCCAGCAAACCAUAUCCUGCUGCCUAAGCUUAAACUUCCAGAGAAAUGUUGUAUUUUGUAGGAAACGGGCAUGGUUUGAACCCAAAACUGGAUAUGCUGGACGCUCAAUGGAUCCAGUUCCUUUGCCUUUUUUUCUGUUGGGUUUGUUUCUUAGUUUACCUCUCUCCCUCCUUUGAAAACCUCGAUGACGAUGUCCUCGUUAUGGCAAAUAACCACAGGCAUCGUCUUUCCAGCCAUGUGAUCGGCAAUCUCCAUCUUCACGACUCAGGAUGAAGUCCACCACGAAGCUGAUCGAGUCCCACGGCUUUUUUGAACCUUCUGGUUGCAGAGAGACACUUAUUACGUCCUUCUAAUACUUUACUGUAAGGGGAUUCCAGCAUGUCCAUAGCCCUCUGUCUGUCUCUGCCGCCUUCCGCCUCGAGGCACGUGGGAAGGAGUCUACGGAAACCGGGCCCUUUCCCCUGGGGACGCUGCCCCCGGACUGCACCUUCCCAACUCAGUGGAUGCAGCCGGGGAAGGGUUGUUGCAAUGACUGAGAAGGGGUGCAGUU
Messenger RNA from Ahaetulla prasina, 2932 nucleotides. RefSeq names its product amyloid beta precursor protein binding family A member 2 (gene APBA2). The record is from RefSeq and is a predicted model, not a curated record. Gene Ontology annotation, cellular component: dendritic spine; plasma membrane; cytoplasm. Gene Ontology annotation, biological process: chemical synaptic transmission. Lineage: Eukaryota; Metazoa; Chordata; Lepidosauria; Squamata; Colubridae. The transcript is spliced from 12 exons. Gene Ontology annotation, molecular function: amyloid-beta binding; protein binding. Bases 137 to 2362 code for a protein of 741 amino acids.